Messenger RNA from Salvia hispanica, 1068 nucleotides. Lineage: Eukaryota; Viridiplantae; Streptophyta; Magnoliopsida; Lamiales; Lamiaceae. The record is from RefSeq and is a predicted model, not a curated record.
AUGGAUCAACCAACAACGAUGUUGAAACAUUUUAGUCACGAACAUCCACUGAAAUAUAUUGAGUCGAGUGCUGAUGGAGGUUGUGUCUGCUCAGCCUGCAAACUUGCUAUAAUGCCAAGAAAUUUCUUCUAUCAGUGCAAGCUUUGCGGAUUCUCCCUUCACAAGGUCUGCUACAGCAUGCCUAAAAAGGUCAUGCACCCUGCUGAUCCAAAUCACUGGCUCAAGCUCUCAACCCCGUCUACUGUCCUAGAAAAACCAGACGAGUGUGAGGCGUGUGGGAGGCACAUUGCAGGAUAUUACUACAGCUGCACCGAGUGUCCCCUUUCCUAUCACAUGCUGUGUGUGGCAAUGCCUCUCUCGGUCAAAAUCAUGUCGUCCCAUCCUCACGUGCUUAAGCUAGAGUUCAGACCUGUCUAUGAUUUCAAGUGUGAUGUGUGUGACAUGCCUAGAUUCAAUGGAUGGCAUUACCAUUGUAGAAUGUGUGAGUUCGAUGCGCAUGUUUCAUGUGCUGUUAAAGGGGCUCAGCCACUAUUGAAGGAUGACGGAACGAAUGGGUCAAAAUCCCACCAACAUGAACUGAUGGAGCUGCUCUCGGAGCAGAUGAAGCAUGUUGAGGUGAAGAAUGCGAACAAUCUUGAUCUUGAUCGUGAUCAUCAUCUUCAGUCUCUCGAUCAGUUGAGUGCAAUUUCUGAAGUUUUCACUUUGCCAAGCUGUCAGUUUAGUGAUGCUUGUUUCUCCCUUGAUGUAUCAAAGCCUAUUCCUAUUGAGAGAAACAAAAAUGAAUGGAGUGAGUGUGAUUCUAAGCAAAAUAAUGAAAAGCUUCAACUUCUCAAAAGGCAGAGUUUCAGUUUUGGCAUGAAGGACUUGAAGAGGGAGGUGACUCUAGCGCCCUCCACCGGCAUCUGCACUCCUGUAUGGGAUGAAAUGGGACGAGAAAAUGAAAACAGAAACGCGAAUGCAGCUAAUAACAUAAUGCUGUUUAAGGAUCAGGCUAAAGAAACAGAAACUAGGUUGGAAGAUGCUGCAGUCUUGACAGAUCUGAGAUAUGAAACUGAAAUAAGGAAAUAG